UCGCUACCAACGCAAAACGGAACCUUUCACUUUUGCUGCAUAUAAAAUUUUCAACUUAAAAGUAGGAAAAUGGCGGAUAAAAAUGCUAACUCUUCUUCUAAGUCUGCAAGUCCUGUUCCAGCGUUCAAUAUCAAAGAUCUGAAUGUGGAAAAGAUUAAAGCACUCGUUAUGAAAAACCCCCUUGCGUUCGGGCUGGUUGGAGUAUUCUCCUUGUACCUGAUCUUCGGUUAUGGAGCUGAUUUGAUUGUGACAGUCCUUGGAUUCGCUUAUCCCGCAUAUCAAUCAGUUAAAGCCGUCGAGAGCGUUCAAAAAGAUGACGAUACGCAAUGGCUGAUUUACUGGGUCGUCUUCGCUUCUUUCAACAUUGUCGAAUUCUUCUCCGAUAUUCUUCUAAGCUGGUUCCCAUUGUAUUUCUUGACUAAGCUGAUCUUCCUCGGCUGGUGCAUGGCUCCUGUCUCGUGGAAUGGAUCCGACACUCUGUACCAAAAGGUGAUCAAGCCAUUUGUCCUCCGGCAUCAGAGCCAGAUUGACAGCACCCUGGAAAAAGUGGGCGAAAAGAUGGACAAAUAUGCCAAAGAAGCCAAAGAGGCAGCAACCGAGGCCGCCAUCAGAGCUGCCACGGAGAGUGGGGAUAAGAAGGAUGACUAAGAUGAUCUUCUACAAAAUAAGGGUUAAGAUGCCUCCUUUGUCCUUUUUCAUCAAUCAUGAACAGCACGAAAUAAUGGAACCGUUUUUCAUUGGUAAUUUAUAGCAGCAGAUGAGAUACUUGUCAUAUUACUAGAAUGGAACUGGAACAUUUGACACCUCAACUCCCCUAGUCCCAAGUGAUGGGUCUUUGUGGGUACACCAGAAUUGCCUAUUGCUACAAACUUCACAUAAUAGGGUCCUUCAGGUUUACAACGGUGUUGGGAUGAAGACAGCGCACACUCAAGAUUUCAGUAUGCGCUACCACAAUUUUCCUUUAGCGUGUGAAAAAAUAUUGCAUGUGGGCUGUCGUUGUCCUGCGUAAAUCUUAAGGUUAUAACUGUUGUUUCAUAACAUUGUUAUUGUUACCACUGCUAGAGAUAUAUAUUCAUCCAGUCACUAAUUAGAUGACAUUAAAUGCUUUGGAACCAGGGUAAUGUUUGUAUCCCAUGCCUAUAAGUUUCCGAAAGCGAACUUUUUACCUUUAUACAAUUUCCUAAUAUUCCACUUUCUUAUUAUCCAACUUGACUUUGAGAAAUCCAACAUUCUGUGAGGAACGUUUGAAUAGAUUGUGCAUUUUCUUGACCAACAAACUGUAUACUCUAUUCUCAAACUAUUUGGCACAUCUUGUAAUAAUCGUGGGCAUUUUUAAGUUGUAGUUUUUGUAAUCACUUGAUAGUGCAAUUGUUUAUACUAUUAAUAUAAGAUUGUAGAGUUUGCUUCAUUGUCUAUAAUUUGGUAAUGCACAAAACCAAGUGUUUUGAGAUUCACUAGAUAAGGUUUGUGUUUGUAUCAGUACAUUUAACAAUAUAAACAACACUUAAUAUGUGGACGUACAGUAAAAGUAUUUUUGAAUAUGUUUGGUAACUCCGCUUUUCGCUGUUACACGUGGUAUAUAUUUUUCAAGAGUUUGUAAUAUAUAUCAAAACCCUUUCUAGACCAACAAGUAUUGUACUUUGUGGCAUUCUUCAAAUAAAUGCUGUUUACAUUGGU
Molecule: messenger RNA, 1677 nt
Organism: Nematostella vectensis (starlet sea anemone)
Lineage: Eukaryota; Metazoa; Cnidaria; Anthozoa; Actiniaria; Edwardsiidae
Product: receptor expression-enhancing protein 5
Exons: 5
Coding region: 70-648 (192 amino acids)
Source: RefSeq, a predicted model, not a curated record